This is a messenger RNA of Necator americanus (New World hookworm), 2259 nucleotides long. RefSeq lists its product as uncharacterized. Gene Ontology annotation, molecular function: structural constituent of cytoskeleton. The transcript has 22 exons. The record is from RefSeq and is a predicted model, not a curated record. NCBI's taxonomy places the organism in Eukaryota, Metazoa, Nematoda, Chromadorea, Rhabditida, Ancylostomatidae. Gene Ontology annotation, cellular component: nuclear envelope; nuclear lamina. Gene Ontology annotation, biological process: nuclear envelope organization; heterochromatin formation; protein localization to nuclear envelope. Bases 1 to 2259 code for a protein of 752 amino acids.
AUGGUUACUGAACGUUCACGGUGGAGAGCACGACGGGUCACACACGAAGUCAUCGAAAAAGCGGCAGAAGGACGAGUUAGCGGAGCCAUUGAUGCUUUCAAUGAGUCAACGAAAAGUGAUUGGGGCAGAAAGAGACGAAGAGAGCCAACCUCAACCAUACGGCCGCUCGGUCCCGUCGAGAUAGCCACGGUCGACGGGCCAGAGACGUCUUCAUCAAUUGAAUGUGAAAGAACCAUGUCCGAGAUAGUUGAUGAAGUCAUCGAGGCGAUACCGAAACGUAUUCUUCAACUAGGAAAAGGUUCUUCACAAUUUGAUGGGCCGUCGGACAGAUGCGCUGCGAAAUGCGGAGAGUGCGCGGCUUCGAUCAAUCCCGAUGGGGAUGCACCUACGCGUUCGACUUCAACUCAGACUUCGCCUGAGGUUUACAAACGUGCGUGCAGCCCUACAAUAACUUGUGGUAGCCGAUGUGUCAAUCACCGAGAAUCAAGCUUGCUCGCUUUUUCGACUGCAAAAAGCCGUACUCAACCAACAAUGAUGGAAAUCACGCGAGAAACGAUGUCAUACAGUACCACACAACCAGGAGGACGUGCCCCACUUGGUGGACGACAAGCGGGAAAUGUCGUCUCACAAGACCGCAUGUUGAAGAUUGUCACAGAAAUGAGGUCGGGAGCAGGUUCCGGACUGUCACCUUUCGGCCAGAAUGCUGCCAGCACAAUUCGAGAUUCACGUGAACGUGAGAAGAAAGAAAUGAGCGAUUUGAACGAUCGCCUGGCUAGCUACAUUGAAAAGGUCCGCUUCCUAGAAGCACAGAAUCGUAAGUUAGCAGCCGAUCUUGAUGCGCUUCGAAGCAAAUGGGGUAAGGACACCCACAACAUCCGAAACAUGUACGAAGGCGAACUCUCGGAUGCCCAAAAGCUCAUCGAUGAGACAAACCGACAGCGCAAGGAGAUGGAAGUGCAAAUCAAAAAGAUGCAAGACGAGUUAGCCGAGUUGCGACGCAAAUAUGAGGACGCCGUUCGCGGACGAGAAACUGAUCGUGCUAAGAUUGACGAUCUUCUUGUACACCUGUCAAAUUUGGAGGCCGAGAUUAACUUGCUCAAACGUCGCAUCGCUCAACUUGAAGAUGAGGUCAAACGUAUCAAACAGGAGAACCAACGCCUUCUUUCGGAGCUCCAGCGUGCACGCACGGACCUCGAUCAGGAGACACUCAACCGCAUUGACUAUCAGAACCAAGUGCAAACUCUUCUGGAAGAGAUUGACUUCCUUCGUCGUGUACAUGAUAACGAAAUCAAGGAGCUUCAGACCCUGGCGUCACGUGACACCACACCGGAGAACCGGGAGUUCUUCAAGAAUGAACUUUCGUCUGCUAUUCGGGACAUUCGAGAAGAAUAUGAUCAGAUCACGAAUGUUCAUCGGACAGACAUGGAGUCGUGGUACCGCCUCAAAGUGCAAGAGAUCCAGACCCAGAGUGCCCGGCAGAGCAUGGAACAUGGAUACGCGAAGGAGGAGGUGAAGCGUCUGCGUACGCAACUCAGCGAUCUUCGUGGAAAGCUUGCUGAUCUUGAGAGUAGGAAUUCACUGCUCGAAAAGCAGAUUCAAGAACUCAACUACCAACUCGAGGACGACCAACGUUCAUACGAAUCCGCUCUCAAUGAUCGUGAUGCCCAAAUCCGUAAGAUGCGCGAGGAAUGCCAGGCUCUCAUGGUCGAAUUGCAGAUGCUUCUCGACACUAAACAGACCCUCGACGCUGAAAUCGCGAUAUAUCGUAAGAUGCUGGAAGGAGAAGAGAACCGUGCUGGACUCAAGCAGUUGGUCGAACAGGUCGUCAAAACCCAUGCUAUUACUCAAGAGACGGACACCGAAACCAUGAGAGUGGUCAAGGGAGAGACUGCUUCCCGUCAAUCGUUCCAGAGAUCGGCAAAAGGCAACGUAUCCAUCCACGAAGCUUCGCCUGAUGGCAAAUUCAUCGUGCUUCAAAACACGCACCGCGCCAAAGACGAGUCGAUCGGUGAAUGGAAGCUGAAGCGUCGCAUCGAUGGAAAACGCGAAAUCGUGUACACUCUCCCGAAAGACUUUGUACUGCGUGCUGGUAAAAGCGUCAAGAUCUUCGCUCGUAAUCAAGGUGUCUCAUCUCCACCUGAUCAACUAGUGUAUGAUGGUGAAGAUACAUUCGGAUCCGGCAAUUCUGUUCAGACCAUUCUCUUUAACAAGGAGGGAGAAGAACGUGCAACGCACAUUCAGCGUCAAAGCAACGCUUAG